GACUCGCCGUUGCCGUGCUGUCCAUCCAACUCACUGACCUCUCCUUCAGCCCUCCUCCUACCGCCGCCGCAACCUUUAACCCACCGCCUCCCCGCUCGCGGUAAUGCCUCCAGCCCUCCACAUGUGAUGCCCGCGUCCUCCCUCGCUCCCCCCUCCUCCUCAUCUACCGUGUCGUCCACUCCCCGACCACCCCCAGCGCCGCCCGCAGAUGCCGCCCAAGGUGGUCGCCAUCGCCGCGGGCGAGGUCCACACGCUCGCCCUCACGGGUGAUGGGGAGGUGUACUCGUGGGGCAGGGGCCCGUUCGGCCGCCUCGGGACCGGCCGCGAGGACGACGAGCUCGUCCCCACCGCCGUGGCGCCCGCGGACGGCGCCCGCGGCGGGAGGCCAAGGCCCAGGUUCGUGGCCGUCGCCGCCGGGGCCUACCACAGCCUUGCGCUUGACGAUGAAGGUUCACUCUGGUCAUGGGGCUACAAUCUCUAUGGUCAGCUUGGCUACGGGGAUCAGAAUUCCCUUUUUCCAUGUUUGAUUGAUCAAUUUCAGGAUCUAGAUCCUCCUGAAACACUAGAUGAUGAAGCCCAGGGCGCACAUGAUUGGACUUCUUUGAAGUUGUCUUCCAUCAAAGCUGGUGGCAUGAUGUCUUUUGCCAUAGACAGUUUGGGGGCCCUGUGGAUGUGGGGAAAUUGCCCACAGCGGACUGAUGCUAGAGAAUUUUGUAUUGCAAGUAGCUCUGUUCCACUACCUGUGUGGGAUUUCCAUGGGCACACCGUUGUUAAGGUUGCCUGUGGUAAUGAGCAUGUAGUAGCUGCAGUUAGUGCUGGGGAGACUUAUACUGGAGGUGACCUUGUUUGCUAUGCUUGGGGAAAUAACAACCAUGGUCAGUUGGGUCUAGGUGACAAGGAAAGUAGAUCUCGUCCUGUGCUUAUAUCAGCAUUUAGUGAAGAAUCUUCUUGGGAGGUGUAUGAAAUUGCAUGCGGAGCUUCUCACACUGCCGUCCUCACCAAUAAGAAGUCUUUUGACCAGAUAGAAUCUCGGUGCUGGACGUUUGGCCUUGGUGACAAGGGGCAGCUUGGCCACGGAACCACAGCCACCAUUUGCUCACCACAACCUGUUGAUGGCUUACCAACUGGAUCCUUCCUUAUUUCUCUUGAUUGUGGAUUGUUUCACACAACUGUAGUCUCCUCUGAUGGAGAGGUGUGGUGCUGGGGAAUGGAGAGAGGUCUUGGACUGUGCCCAGAUGCUAGCUUUUCAGGGGUUGAUGCAGGGGAUGCUCUAUAUCCGAUAAGAGUUCAGUCACCUGAAACAAAUGGGUUCAAAUUUCUUGGUCCAGUGCAGAUCGCCUGUGGAGCUGCCCACACUGUUCUUGUUGCUGGUGAUGGGUAUAGGAUGUGGGCAUGGGGCAGAGGCCGCAGUGGUGUGCUUGGGAGAGGCCAGACUGCUGACAGCUACAUACCAUGCGUUGUGAUGUGGCCUCCUAUUGGUGAGAACUUCCAGGAGAUUCAUGAGGGCCAAGCAGAGGCAUCAACAUCAAGAGUGAAUGAUCGCACUAGCACUGAGUUCGAGCAGAAGCUAUCUGCUGCCUCGGAUGAGUUACAGUUCCUAAGGUCAAAACUGACACUCAUGGAGAGAUAUGCCAACAUACUCCACAUAUCAAUCUUCCGUAAGCCACUUGAUGAACGGACGCUGCCACGUUCUCUCCAGGAAUCUCCUGUCUUUGAUAUCAGAAAGGAAUUUGAGAACAUAUUGGAUGCAGCAGACACUGAUGAACUCAAUCGUUUGGAGAUCUUCUACCGCAGCAUGCUUUCUGGUGUGAAGGACAAGCUUCUGAAACGAAGAGUCCAAGAGAUGGUUCAACAAUGCAUUAUUUCACUCUCAGCGGGGAGGCAAACCCCUCGAGAUCAGAGAGUUGAUUGGCAGACAUGGAUAUGUCAUAGUGGAGGGGGUGUGCGUGGCAUGGAGCCGUCCCGUGGCGCCGUGGGCGGCGGGCGGCGGUGGGGGGACGCGGAGGCGGAGGCGGAGGCGGAGGGCGACGCGGCCGAGGAAGGGAGGCGGCCGGAGGAGGGGGGAGAGGUGAGCCUGCGGGAGUGGCUGGACCGCCCGGGCCGCGCGGUGGAGGCGGCGGAGUGCGUGCACGUGUUCAGGCAGGUGGCGGAGGCGGUGGCCGUUGCGCACGCGCAGGGGGUGGCCGUGGGCAGCGCGCGCCCGUCGUGCUUCGUCGUGUCGCCGCCCUUCGCGCGCGUCGCCUUCAUCGAGUCUGCCUCCGGCUCCGACGCCUCGGGCUCGUGCUCGGGCUCUGACGCCUCCGAGGACGCCGACCCGGACGCCUCGCCUCCGCGGCGACGCGACGGUGCCGCCCGCGGGGAGGAGCGCGCCGGGAAGACGUUCCCGCUCAAGAGCGUGCUAGAGAUGGAGCUCAACUGGUACACCAGCCCCGAGGAGGCGGAUGACAGCGCCGGAAGCGGCUCUACCUUUGCCUCCGACGUCUACAGACUGGGUGUGCUCUUGUUCGAGCUGUUCUGUACGUUUGAAACCAUAGAGGAGAAGAUGCGGGCAAUGGCGAAUCUGCGGCAUCGGGUGUUGCCGCCGCAGCUGCUGCUCAAAUGGCCCAAGGAAGCAUCCUUCUGCCAAUUGCUCAUGCACCCUGUGCCGGAAACCAGACCGAAGAUGAGUGAGGUGCUGCAGAGUGAUUUUCUUAAUCAGUCUCGGAAUAACCUGGAAGAACGUGAAGCGGCACUUAGGUUACGUGAAGAGAUAGAAGAACAAGAAUUACUGCUGGAUUUUCUUCAACAGUUGCAGAAAAGAAAGCAGAAUAUAGCAGAUAAUUUGCAGGACACUGUUGCCUUUCUUUCUUCUGACAUCAAUGAGGUCCUCCACCAGCAAUCUGCACUAGGGGGGCAAUGUGUGAACUUCUCAUCUGAUUUGGAUAAAGAGGUGUGCUCUGGAACUGUUGAAGAUCAGAGUGAUUGUGGAUCCAGGAAGCGUUUCAGACCUGAGCUGCAAGGUGUUGACAUGGAGGAACAGAAUCAUAGUGCGGAAGAAUGUUCCAGAACAGUGCCAUCCUCUGAGUUAAUCCAGGAAAGUGUUUUGUCAAAAAGCUCCAGGUUGAUGCAGAACUUCAAAAAACUUGAAACAGCCUACUUUCUAACAAGGUCCAAGUUGGUGAAGCAAGUUGGUAACCAAGUAAGUAGCUGUCAUCAAGUUUCUAAGAGGGCUACUGGUUCAGCUGUUGGGACUGAGGGAAGUUCAAUAGAUAAUUUUCCAUUGGAAAAGCAAUAUGGUAGAAGGCAAAGAGGUUGGGUGAACUCUUUUCUUGAGGGAUUGUGCAAAUACUUGUCAUUCAGUAAGUUGAAAGUACGGGCAGAACUGAAACAGUGUGAUUUGCUGAACUCAUCGAACUUAGUAUGCUCCGUAGGGUUUGAUCGGGAUAAAGAGUUUUUCGCAACCGCUGGUGUAAAUAAGAAGAUAAAAGUGUUUGAGUAUGAUAUGAUUGUAAAUGAACAUCGUGAUAUUCACUAUCCUGUGGUAGAGAUGUCCAAUAGAUCAAAAUUAAGUUGUAUUUGCUGGAACAGUUAUAUGAAGAGCCAUAUAGCAUCUAGUGAUUUUGAGGGUAUAGUGCAGGUUUGGGAUGUUACUAGGAGUCAAGUUUUUGUUGACAUGAGGGAGCAUGAGAGGCGAGUGUGGUCGGUGGACUUCUCAAUUGUGGAUCCAACAAAAUUGGUCAGUGGGAGUGAUGAUGGAUCUGUGAAGCUGUGGGAUAUGAAUCAGGCUGGGAGUAUUGGCACUAUCAGAACAAGGGCAAAUGUGUGCUCUGUGCAAUUUCAACCUGAUACUGCUCGCUCCAUUGCCAUCGGCUCAGCAGAUCACAAAAUUUACUGCUAUGAUCUCCGUAACAUACGAGCUCCUUAUUGUACAUUGGUUGGGCACACAAAAACAGUAAGCUAUGUUAAGUAUCUAGAUGCAUCAACAAUAGUAUCUGCAUCUACUGACAACUCAUUGAAGCUCUGGGACUUGUCGAUGAGUCCAGGAAGGAUAAUUGACAGUCCAAUUCAAACAUUUACAGGGCACACAAAUACAAAGAACUUUGUUGGCCUUUCCAUAUCUGAUGGUUACAUUGCUACUGGCUCCGAAACAAAUGAGGUUUUUGUCUACCACAAAGAAUUUCCCAUGCCAGUGUUGGCAUAUAAGUUCACCGUGUCGGACCCUAUAUCAGGCCAGGACAUUGACGAUCCGACACAGUUCAUUUCAUGCGUCUGUUGGAGGGGGCAGUCUUCGACUCUUCUUUCUACUAACUCCAGCGGCAACAUCAAGAUCUUAGAAAUGGACUGACUCUGUACUCGAUUGGAUUGUGACAUCAAGAUCUUUCUGCCCAGUCUCGGGUAGAAAAGGACUGACUUCUUACCGAGGGUGCGACUCCGCGUGUGGUUGGCAUCAAAGUUUCUGGCACUUGGAUUCAGAGAUGCCAACGAGUUGGCAAAGCGGUAACUUGAUCCGAGUUGCAGAGUCGGGAGGUAGGAGUAGCUGUAACAGAUUUAGCAUGGAUUGAUAGGAUUAUAGAUUAGCGUGGUAGCAGAAGUAGCAUAAGUAGGAAACGGAAAUGAGGUGUCGGGUGGCCCCACAAGGAAAGGUUUUGUACAUCAUUGGUUCGAGGUAUACUUGUACAGGCAAUCAUCCCAAGUUUUUACCUAGCAGCAUCAGCAUCAGGCUUCUGCUCUUGCGAUAGUAGUAGUAGUGCUUGAAAUGUAGGGGUACAAAUUGGUUUACAUCUGUUGAACUGGAGAUCAUCAUUUUGUCAAAUUAGUUCUAUUUUUUUCCUAUAUA
Molecule: messenger RNA, 4816 nt
Organism: Panicum hallii
Lineage: Eukaryota; Viridiplantae; Streptophyta; Magnoliopsida; Poales; Poaceae
Product: protein SPA1-RELATED 4-like
Exons: 13
Coding region: 209-4324 (1371 amino acids)
Biological process (GO): photomorphogenesis
Molecular function (GO): protein binding
Source: RefSeq, a predicted model, not a curated record